AUGGAGCGCGGUCGUCCCGCCAGCAGCCCACGCAGCGCCGAGCCCUCCCCAUCGGCCGCCGCCGCCCGCGACUCGAGCCCGGGACGGACCGGCGCCGGGCAGACAGGCUCUGGCGGGGUCGUCGCGCGCUCCGGGGGUGGCCGACCUGCAGCCGCGAACGCCGCUCGGGAGCGCAGCCGCGUGCAGACCCUGCGGCAUGCCUUCCUGGAGCUGCAGCGCACACUGCCGUCGGUGCCGCCCGACACCAAGCUGUCCAAGUUGGACGUGCUGCUGCUGGCCACCACCUACAUCGCCCACCUCACCCGCAGCCUGCAGGACGACAACGAGGCGCCGGGAGACCCCAGACUGGGCGCCUUGCGAGGCGACGGCUACCUGCACCCAGUUAAGAAGUGGCCCAUGCGAUCGAGAUUGUACAUCGGCGCUACUGGUCAGUUUCUGAAGCAUUCUGACUCUGGAGAAAAGGCAAAUCAGAGCAACACGCCAACGGCCUCACAGCCGUAA
Molecule: messenger RNA, 501 nt
Organism: Chionomys nivalis (European snow vole)
Lineage: Eukaryota; Metazoa; Chordata; Mammalia; Rodentia; Cricetidae
Gene: Tcf24
Product: transcription factor 24
Exons: 2
Coding region: 1-501 (166 amino acids)
Biological process (GO): developmental process; regulation of transcription by RNA polymerase II
Molecular function (GO): protein dimerization activity; DNA-binding transcription factor activity, RNA polymerase II-specific; RNA polymerase II transcription regulatory region sequence-specific DNA binding
Source: RefSeq, a predicted model, not a curated record